UCUCGAGGCGUCACAACAUGAGUGCAUGGAUCACGCUCUGAUGGACGGCCGCGACCCCAACGCCAGGUGUUUGACUUUGACCAUGCCGAACUGGCACUGGCAGUCCCUCCAGCCGCCUCCCUUCCCCAGCCGCCUCCAGCAGCAACGGCCGUACCUCUCUGAAAUCCGCGCUUACACGGCGGUCGGCGAUCAGCUCUGGGUCUCCACCGUUGACGACGGCACGUUCUGCUUCGACACAGAGAGCGGCGCGUGGAGCAAUGCCCGCCGGUGGGCGCUGCCGUUCAGAGGCCGCGCCGAGUACGUCCCCGAGCACAGGCUCUGGAUCGGCUUCUCCGACACAGGCGGGCAGCAGGAGCUCUGCGCGUCGGACCUCGCCCUCGCCGCCGUGUCCGCGCGGAGGCCACCGGUGUGGCAGAACCUGGGGAGUGAUCUGGGGUUGAGGUUCUGGCCGAAAGAUUGGCAGCUCAUGUCGACCGACCUCGUGCCGCUUGGUUCCGGCAGACUCUGCACUGCCAGGUUCUUCCUGACCGAGGACGAGGACAAGUCGGAGGACAUGUUCUGCCAUACCCCACCGCCCGACAUCUCAAAUAAUUUCAUGGUGCUCGUCGGGGUGGAAGUGGUGUCCGACGAAGAAGGAAGGCUCCGCAUGAUCCGGCACAAGUUUCAGCGUUACACCUUCGGCCGAGACCGUGCCUUUCCGAUGUGA
This is a messenger RNA of Triticum urartu, 706 nucleotides long. RefSeq lists its product as uncharacterized. The record is from RefSeq and is a predicted model, not a curated record. NCBI's taxonomy places the organism in Eukaryota, Viridiplantae, Streptophyta, Magnoliopsida, Poales, Poaceae.